Molecule: messenger RNA, 5137 nt
Organism: Pogonomyrmex barbatus (red harvester ant)
Lineage: Eukaryota; Metazoa; Arthropoda; Insecta; Hymenoptera; Formicidae
Gene: snu
Product: ABC-type transporter snustorr
Cellular component (GO): membrane
Molecular function (GO): ATP binding; ABC-type transporter activity; ATP hydrolysis activity
Source: RefSeq, a predicted model, not a curated record
AAAUAAUAUCUGCCACGUACAUGGGAAAAGCAAAGAUGAUUUUCGCACUGAUCGCCGUUGGAUUCGAGUUUCGACCAUGGCCCAGAAAAUAAAGAGGCUGGUCUCUUUCUACACGCGCGUCCUCGCGCCACGUCUUUGCGCGGAAUGUCGCGUUACGCAAUAUCGCACAUGCACUUCGAUUUUCGAAUACUAAGCGUCAUUACGCAGACGAUUCCAUUGACAUUAACAAAUCCGUAACGACGUCUGCGACGAGUCGACAUGAUGGCAGCAUAGAUUCGCGCGAGCGUAAGCCGCGAGCUCGCCUGACGAAUUGCGAGCCGUAACUACUUAAUACGAUGACGUCAAUUGUCGGAUGAAUAUAGCAGUACGCGAACGUCUUAUAGACCAUCGGCAGAUUGCAUUUUCAGUUUGUCAUUAUUGUAAUGAUCGCCAUAAAAUUUUAUUUGCGAUCAUCCUUUUCGAUUCGGACGAACAAUAGUUUGAAGUGUGUUGCUUGAGUUCUCGCCGGUUCGCCAAUUACAGAUUGCAAAACACUAUUAAUUCGAGCAUGAUCAUUGUCAUGCGCGUAAAAUUUGAAGAAAUUGUUCAAAUAUUUAGAAUGGAAUUAACAGAAAGUAACAAAAUUAAUAAAAAGUAAUAGAAAUGCGAGGGGCGAUGCUCGAUAGGGUGGCACGGCCGAGGGGUAUAAUCCUGAUGAAUGAGGGCCGGCUUAAGGCAUUCGCAUUCGUAAUGUUGUAUUUACGUAAUCGAUCGCCACAUCUACGACCGGCGUAUGGAUUUCAGUAUCACUCUGCGAACGGCGAGUCGCGCAUCCAUUUACCUCUCGUCAUUCAUUACGCGCGCAAUGCGUCUGGCGUGACCUGCACUUAACGCAAUCGUAAUCACAACAUUGCGAUCGCACGACGAUCGGUCAUAACGGUAAUUACACGUGUCGUGGAAUGGAAUAAACCGCGUUAAUGACAAACGCGGAGAUUAAUCAGACCGCGGAAAAUCCGCGGCUAUCGCGGAAUUUACCGCGUAAUAAGAUUUACACAUAAAUCGAUAAACAGUAGCUUCUUCUCUUCUUGUAACGAACAAUCUCUCCGUGACGAAUACGAAAAUUAUGCACGCGUGCGGGAUGAAGCCUUCGCGACGAAGUGCACACGACUCUUGACACGAUUGAAAUUUGCGCUUCAAAUGCAAUUGAUAAUGUGCUGUGACUGAGAUCAUACUGCUAAUUACCAAAUACAACCAUGGGACGCAAACGGGACGUCAAAUCGUGCCCGUCCACGACGAAAACCAGAUCUAAAUCCGCAUCACAAACACACGAUGAUCGACGCGAGACAUCAAUCACGCGACGGAAAUGGCGUGAUAAGUUGCCCAUGUUACAAUUACCCGAGAUAGAACGCAGUCAACGAGCUGAUCGAUUAAGGAAAGCUAAACGACAUGCGGCUCGAGUCGGCGAUAUGCCGUCAAGCUCCGUAUUGAUCACCGAAAUUACGCAGGAGCAAGCUGAAAGGGAAAACGACGGAGGUGCGGGUGCCGCCGGUCUCGCGAACGUUACGAUGAUGCAGAGCAACAACGCUGACAGCAACAUAGACAUGACGACGAUGACAUCGAGCACUGUCUUGUCGACGCCGGGGUUGAACAACCCCACCUGGAAUCGUCAGCAAGCGGUCAGCGUUAGGCAUGCCUUCAAGACCUAUGGCAGCAGCAAAAAUCCGAAUCACGUUAUACAGAACCUCAGCAUGACGGUGGCAAAGGGCUCGAUAUACGGGCUACUGGGUGCCAGCGGAUGCGGCAAGACCACUCUGUUAUCUUGCAUUGUCGGCCGCAGGAGAUUAAAUUCAGGCGAGAUCUGGGUGCUGGGCGGCAAGCCUGGGACGAAGGGUUCCGGAGUGCCUGGGAAAAGGGUCGGUUAUAUGCCGCAAGAAAUCGCCCUCUACGGCGAGUUCACCAUCCGCGAGACCAUGAUGUACUUCGGCUGGAUAUUUGGAAUGUGCACGGCUGAGAUCGUCGAGAGGCUGCGCUUCUUGCUGCAAUUUCUCGAUCUGCCUUCUCAGAAUCGUUUGGUGAAGAAUCUCAGUGGCGGUCAACAAAGACGAGUCUCCUUCGCCGUUGCUCUCAUGCACGACCCGGAAUUGUUGAUUCUGGACGAACCGACCGUAGGUGUGGAUCCGCUCCUAAGACAAAGUAUAUGGAAUCAUCUGGUUCAAAUUACCAAAGAUGGUAACAAGACAGUCAUUAUUACGACUCACUACAUCGAAGAAGCCCGACAAGCGCACACGAUCGGUUUGAUGAGAAGCGGCCGAUUAUUGGCCGAAGAGGCACCCAGAACCCUCUUGCAAAUGUACAACUGCGCCUCCCUCGAAGAGGUCUUCCUGAAGCUGUCCAGAAAACAAGGACAGUAUGCUCAAUCUACGACAGAAUUGAAUAUUUCGAACAACAUCAGCUUGGCUUCUUUAAACUGGGGGAAAAAAGACGAGCCGGUAUACGUGACGGAAGAAUCCGGCGUUGUCGGUCUCAACUUCCACCAAAGCAAAGAGGUGCUGAUCUACGAUUCCACCAACGGAAUAGCGAAUCAUUAUGAUAUAAAUGGCAAACCACUGCCGAGUGCGAAAACCGAAUCGGUUCUGGAAUGCGACGAUUGCGGCGACUUCACGGACUGCUAUAAGGUCACCAGUUGGGGCAAAGUCAAAGCGCUUCUGCAAAAAAACUUCUUGCGCAUGUGGAGAAACAUCGGCGUGAUGCUGUUCAUCUUUGCCUUGCCGGUGAUGCAAGUAAUCCUCUUCUGUCUGGCUAUCGGAAGAGAUCCCACGGGACUAAAACUGGCCAUAGUGAAUCACGAGAUGUUUUACGAGAACAUGACGUGCCCCGUUUCGACGGACUGCCAUUUCACGUUUCUCAGUUGUCGAUAUCUCAACUUCCUGGAUAAUGAAACAAUGAUAAAGAUAUAUUAUCCAGAUCCGGAAUCGGCGAUGGAAGCCGUUCGCAAAGGAGACGCUUGGGGUACUUUGUACUUUACGGAAAACUUCACGGACGCUCUCGUGGCGAGGAUGGCCUUAGGAAGAGAUUCCGAUGAUGAAACUCUCGAUCAAAGCGAAAUUCGAGUCUGGCUAGAUAUGUCUAAUCAACAAAUAGGCCUGAUGCUAGCGAGAAAUCUUCAAUAUUCAUAUAGAGAUUUUGCCAAGGAUCUUUUAUCAGCCUGCAAUCAAAAUACAAAACUAGCCGACGUGCCGAUUCAAUUUAAGAAUCCAAUUUAUGGCACUAACGAACCCAGCUUUACAGAUUUCGUGGCACCAGGUGUAAUAUUGACCAUUGUUUUCUUCCUGGCGGUUGCGUUAACAUCAUCGGCAUUGAUUAUUGAAAGGAUGGAAGGCCUUCUGGACCGAAGUUGGGUGGCUGGCGUAUCACCCGGUGAAAUUCUGUUCUCCCAUGUAGUCACGCAAUUUGUGGUGAUGUGCGGUCAAACAGCUCUGGUGUUGAUCUUUAUGAUCUUGGUGUUCGGCGUUGAAUGCAAAGGCGACAUUAUCUCGGUAAUCAUAUUGACGAUCCUUCAAGGACUCUGCGGCAUGUGUUUCGGGUUCGUAAUUUCGGCGAUUUGCGAACUCGAAAGAAAUGCCAUCCAGCUGGCUCUAGGCAGUUUUUAUCCUACGCUUCUUCUCAGCGGUGUGAUAUGGCCGGUGGAAGGCAUGCCGACCUUCUUGCGAUACAUUUCGCAAGGUCUGCCGCUAACGAUGGCGACGACCGCUCUGCGUUCCAUGCUAACUCGCGGCUGGAGCAUCACGGAGCCGAACGUCUACAACGGCUACAUCUCCACCAUUAUCUGGAUUAUCGUGUUUCUCACGAUAAGUUUGUUGGUGCUGAGAUUUAAGCGCGGAUAAGGAUAGCUGCAAUUUCCGUCCAGACUGUAUACGGUGUACAGUGCCUCACGAACAUUCCGCGACGUAUAGAUUAGAAAGUGUUGAAUCUGGGAGGGAUUGUUCCUCGGAACGGAGCGAAUCGUUCGAGAAUCGAUCGCGAAUAUGUUUUCGAAUGAAAUGAGACGUCGUAAGAUUCGCGUUUUCAUCUAGGGACAAAGCGAUCCUUCGAAGACGCUUUUCUUCGUCUAUCCGUUUCAGUUGCGUUAUAACUAGGAUUCUGGAAGCUAACGAAACGUUAAUUAUAGAAUUAGCAAACUGAUAGAUGCAACUGAAUGUCGAUGACUGAGAAGAACGUAAAGAAAACUUUCGGAUUUUUUAUUUUAGCGCGUCGUUCCAUAAAGGAGUUUCAAGAAGGAUUAUUUUGUCGCCUAGGAUCCGAGAAGAAUAUCCUCUCUCCGAAAAGUGCCCUUCGUCCAACUGCCAUCGUUUGGUCAACGUCCGAUGGCCGUGUAAAACAUUUCCUAGAUCUUAGUCAGCAGAUCGACUUCGAAUCCAGAUGUGAUGUGUCACCGAUUACGAUCUCGCAGCACUUUCUAUCGUGAAUGGACCUCCGAUACAUGUGAUGCUCCUGCGUGCGCUUAAUAUGCUUGUAAAGCUCCCAUAUUGCGCGUGCAGAUGCGUAUGUGUGUCUGUGUUAUAUACGUGUAUGUGUGUUGCGUGUUGUGUAAUGAGACAGUAAAUGUACGAGUAAAUGUACGUAUGUAUGUAAUAAUGAUACGCAUGAGACUGCCACGUUUGCCUGAUGCGUCUGUUUAUAGGGAUUCUAUUUUUAUUCGGUAUCUGCAAAAAGAUGCCCGAGGAUACCGCCAGGGUUCUCCCAAUGAAUCGAUCUUCUCGAGAAUCGCGAUCGAGGGAAGUAGGAUCGACGUUUUCCAUUUUUACGUCCACUUUCAGCGACACUUCUGUCGACUCAAUUUUAAUAUAAUAAGCAUUUAUCACGCGUAGUAUAACACCCCGAAUAACUGAAAAAAUAUUUCAUUAAUUUAUAUAAUGGUUUGUUAAUAUAAAUAUAAAUAUGUAAAAAUAAGGUGGUUACUUUAAGUAAAAGUUAUGCAGAGAAUGUUUCAUAAAAUUAGGCCACAAAAAGAAAAAAAACUCGUAGAGUAAAAAGUCUUAACAUGCGAUAUUUUAAACGAAAGAAUUCUGUCCUACGACUUGUAUUUAAUUUCUUUUUUAUGAGAGAUUAUUUCACAUAAAACAAAGGAUGGAAAUCAAGAAAGUGAGAAUGCGUUUAA